This is a messenger RNA of Guyanagaster necrorhizus, 659 nucleotides long. RefSeq lists its product as uncharacterized. NCBI's taxonomy places the organism in Eukaryota, Fungi, Basidiomycota, Agaricomycetes, Agaricales, Physalacriaceae. The record is from RefSeq and is a predicted model, not a curated record. The transcript has a single exon. Bases 178 to 579 code for a protein of 133 amino acids.
UACCAGCGGCGUAGGUGUCUUCAUAUCCCUCUCGAACUUGUCUGUAUAUUUACGCUUGCUUCCUUUCAGGAUCUUGUCGACUCGCAAGGCGCCAAGCUCACUGUAGGCUCCAGAUACAAGAUCCGCUUCGCUGAUGGUACAGAGCUUGGAGCUGGUCACCUAGGCUUGGGAUACUCCAUGAGUGCCAUCACGCUUGUCAGUCCACGCAAGAGCAAUUCCGGCGCAGUGUUCAGCUUCGCGCUCGAGACAGGUGUCACAGACAAGACCUGGAAGUCUGGAAAUGUAGGCUAUAUAGGAGGGAACUAUUCGGGGCUUGAUGGCAAGAGCGUGAAGAAAUACAUUUCGCUGUCGGCUCCUUCGGACAAGGAGGUGCUCGCGUUCUGGGCGUAUGAGGAUUCUACAGGGAAGGGUAAAUCGUAUGGUUUCAUCGCGAAGCAGAUGCCAAAUCGUAGAAUUGCGUUGUACGCUCGUGAUGAGAAGAAGCACGAGAGUGGAUUGAUAGUUGUUGGGGACAAAAUUAUCAAGGAUCGGAGCAAUCUGGGUGUCGCACUGGACUGUACUUUUGUCAAAGUAGCGUAACGUCUUUUGUAUAUAGCUCUUGCCCAAUUUUCUAUUUCUUCAUCGUGAGAGUCAAUGGCCAUUGCAGCAUAGUAGACGCC